AUCCUAUUGGUUUCUGUUAUAACAACAGUAUCAAUUAAUCUUGCGGAAAGGCAUCCAUCAAUAUCAACUGAAUUAAAAAUUUCAACAUAUCUAUUUUUUUUCAAUUCAGUAAUUAUUUUUACAUGGAUAAUGUUAUAGACUCUUGGGUAUAGGAACUAUGGACUAAAGAGACAAAGGUGUCGUUGCAUUACGGGAAGGAACAAGCUGUUUUUGUCCUUUCGGAAUAUACUUCCAACAGGACGCGAAGAGGCCAAGAUGAAUGUAAUGACUUACCUGAACGUGAAAAGGUCGAGUGUGUCUCUUGUGUGCCUUUUGUUGCUUUUGAUACUAACAUUUUAUAUUGUCUCUGAAAGAAAGGAAAUGGUUUAUUAUGCUCCAGGUGCUGAAUUCAAACUUUCUGUCAAAACAAAUACAACGAGGACAAACAAGAUACCCGCAGUGAAUCAACGAAUCUACGUCAGUUCAAAAAUACGAACAGUGCAGUCACGUGAUUAUUCCAAGCUGUCAAUGACAACCCAAAACUAUGCUUCGACUGACCUUAUUCCUAAGAAUGAUAUGUUAGAAUUAAUAACAAAAUACAAAAAGAAAAGCAAAAGUGGGUCAGAGAAUUUCUCAAGGAAUAAUAGAAAUAGAACAUCUGAACAGACGCAAAGUUAUGCUAGUAAAAUACAGAAAAGUUUUUCCCCCAAUGAAAAUUAUCCGCCUGAACAAAAGGAAAGGAUAGAUAGAAUAAGAAGAACUUGCAGCGACGGGGAUUUAUUACUUGACAAUGGAUAUUUCGGUCAUAAUAGCACUAGGUUUUAUUAUUCUUCCAAAUAUAAUUUCUCAUAUUGUAAGGUUCCGAAAUCUGGGUCAACAUUUUGGACUCAAGUUUUUCAAAUUCUUAAAUAUGGAGAUAAGGUUUCAGAUAAAGUGUUUUCGAAAAAGAGGUCAAGUGUGCAUGGUUCAAUGGGAACUUUUUUGGUUAAGUUUUCUAGUUAUUCACGAAAGACUUCGUUGUCCAUUUUGGUGUCACGUGACCCAUUUAGUCGGUUAUAUUCAGCAUAUAUCGAUAAAUCAUACUUGCUUUUGAACUAUGAAACAAACUUUCGUAUUAGACUCGUUCGACCAACGGUACAUCAUAGGCAGUGUCCAGUAGAUGUAACAUUUCAAGAAUUUCUCGAUUUUGUAAUACUUACUGCAAGACAAAAUCGAACAUUAAAUCGUCACUGGGCACCUAUUUAUAGUCUUUGUCGUCCAUGUGAUGUAAACGCUUACAUACUAGUUAAACAAGAAAGCUUUUCAAAGGACACAGAGCUAGCAUUGCAAGCGUUUGGUGUUGAGAAUAGCACCUUUAACGUUAUAAAGUCAGCGCUUCAAGAUCACAAAGUUGAAACGACAGUCCCUGGUAUUAUAGAAACUGUUUAUAAUAGACUCCAGCACAGUAAAUUACGAGCUUGCGUGGACGGAAGGAACAUUGCAUUGAGACUGUGGACGUCAUUGAAAAUACAAGGAUACCUGAAAGAGACAUCAAAAUUUCCAAGUCAAAUGUUUAAGAACGAAUUGCUAUACAACAAUGUAGCCUACGUAUCACAGGUUAUAUUAAAUUCUAUUAAUAGACAUAAAAUGACGUCAUUAGAAAUGAAAAAUCAGCGUCAUAAAGCAUUAGCAGACGCUUACAAUGAAAUUAAGGAAGAAACGAUUGAAGGCAUUAGAGAAGUGUAUAAAAUAGAUUUUGAAAUGUUUGGUUAUUCCACAGAUUCACCUGUUGGUACUCAGAGAAGAUAAAUCAAAUAAGUAACAUAAAAUAAAUAAAAUGAAACCCUUCCCGAAAACCGUUGUCAAUACGUUAUAUUUUAGGUAUUAAAAAGUGCUUAUAUAAAGUUGUAAGUACUACCUGCAUUUUCUAACAGCAGUGUAAGUGUUAAAACGUACAAAUGCCCAUCUUUAACUAGGCAAAUCUCCGUCGGUUUGAAAAGAUCCUCGUGAUUUAUUAUUAUUUAAUUCUAGAUUUUAUACCGUAAUGUCAGUGGUUCUACCCAGACGCCUGUCCUUUUCUUAAACAGCGCCUGUUGGGGCAUCUUGUGUCUUCGUAUAUAAUGAAAAACUUGACAUUCGCCAUAAUUAUGACAUAUUAUUGUGUUUGUGAGAAGGUAAACCAUACAACUAGAAAAACAGUAUAUACAUAUUUGCGCCAGUAAUGUAAGAGCUUAAAAUGAGAAACAAACAACGCAUUUACCUCUAAAUAUGGCGAAUAUAAUUAUGUUUAGAUUAAAAAGAACUGUAUUUAGUAGGUUGCCUUUAGUAAUAUUACUUGAUGUAACUAACAUCAAGCAUAUGGCGCGAAAUGUAAAAAUAUUUUUUAGCCUUACACAACGGGGUAAGACUAUAAUAUCCUGGGUGUAUCUCACAUUAAGCGGAAGAAACAAACUACACGUACGUAUUUAGAAAGUAUAAUUUUGACGUCAUAAACUACAUGCAAGAUUUUUUUAUUUAUAAUAUCCUUUGAAAAUCGCAGACAAGCAAAUGUUGGUCUGUGCCAGACAGAUGUUUUCCAAACACUUGGGACAGCACUUGAUAAAAGGCGUUGUGUCUUAAAUCACUCGGCCUCCACCUUUGGUAAUUCAUGUGGGGAAGUUGGCAGUGAGUUGCGCAGAAUAAGUUUGUACUGGUACAGGAUCAAUGAACACUAGUUAACUGCCCAUCAUUUAAUAACUGAAAUAGUGUUGAAAAACAGCUUUAAACCCAAAACAAACAAAUAAAAUUAGUACAUCGUGGAUGAGAAACCUUGCUAGCGCUCGCUUUUGCAUUCUUUGCUAUCACUUUGAUUGGGAUCACAUUGUCCUUCACAAAAAAGUAUGUAAGAUCCAUAUAUUCAGAUUCCUAACAUGAAAUCGGAGUAUGCACUUUUAGUUUAAUUCAUAUUAGUUAUUAUGUAUUGCCGACCAGACUGUUGGUGAUACAAUUUAAUCAUGAUUCUGCAACGGCAAGGUUCAUAGACCCAGCUCAGGCUAUUUAAAAGUAACUAGAACUAUCAAAGCCUAAUAAAUGAAGUAUCAUCAGAAUGUUGUAAGCGGAAUGGCUGUUUGUAAUCUCAGCGGAAGAUGAAAUAGUUUAUUUUGGAAAAUGUUAAGAGUGUUUGUGAAGUCUACGGAAGACAACACCCUGACCCUGUGUUUCGACAUCAGCAUGUGCUGGAUAAGCUCUUGUUUAAGGGUAUCUGUUGACAAUGUUUACCACUAACCUGUGUACGACGUCCAAUGUUCGAAUGAACAUCGAUGAACAUCGAUGAUACUUCAAAUUACAGUUUUAAUAAUAUUUUGACACUUUUUCAGGAAACAGUUUAUAUUCAUUUACCGUGUUCUAGAAUGUUCAGAAUCAAUAGCAACGACUGUUUUAUAUUUUGACUGAUCGUCGUAUGUGAACAUAAAUUCUAAGUUUAUAAUUUUGUUGCACUUGGUAGUAUUUAUAUAACUGACAGUUCUAAGAGAUUUGGUCUGAGGCGUAAUUUAAUCUUUUUUCGAUUGGUACGUUGUCAAAAAUGUAUAAAAAUUGAUAAUAUUUUGUUUAACAAUGAAAAGUAUCAUUUAUAUUGGGCUAAGCCAUGAUUAGCAUGUUAAUGUGGUAAUGGGCAUGAUUACCUUGUUAAUGUAUUAACUAGUUAUUUACGAUGUUGAUGUAUAAUACACUUGAUUACUAUGUUAAUGUAUUAAGGGCUUGAUAACUAUUGAAAUGUAAUAAAGGGCUUGGUUAAUGUUGGAAUCCUCUUUACGUUACUGUAAUAUCGGGUUUGAUUUCCAUGCUACUGUAUUGUGAACUUCAUUGUUUUGUUUAUGUAAAAAUGGGAUAAUACAAUGUUAAUGGAA
Mercenaria mercenaria is the source of this 3845-nucleotide messenger RNA. Its product is annotated as carbohydrate sulfotransferase 12-like. Gene Ontology annotation, cellular component: membrane. Lineage: Eukaryota; Metazoa; Mollusca; Bivalvia; Venerida; Veneridae. Gene Ontology annotation, molecular function: sulfotransferase activity. The record is from RefSeq and is a predicted model, not a curated record. Gene Ontology annotation, biological process: carbohydrate biosynthetic process. Bases 256 to 1767 code for a protein of 503 amino acids. The transcript is spliced from 3 exons.